Messenger RNA from Brassica napus (rape), 3062 nucleotides. Its product is annotated as synaptotagmin-2-like. The transcript is spliced from 12 exons. Bases 441 to 2060 code for a protein of 539 amino acids. NCBI's taxonomy places the organism in Eukaryota, Viridiplantae, Streptophyta, Magnoliopsida, Brassicales, Brassicaceae. Gene Ontology annotation, cellular component: endoplasmic reticulum. The record is from RefSeq and is a predicted model, not a curated record. Gene Ontology annotation, molecular function: lipid binding.
CAGUAUAGUAGACAAGAAAAGAAAAAAUAUUACACAUAAAUAUAUAGAUUAAGCAAGAAAAUGGGAAACGAGAAGUUGAAGCAAAGGUAUGAUAAAAUGGACAGCAAAAAUCCUUAUUUGUCGAUCGAUUCCACUGAAACUGUAAAGUCCAGCCAAACAAAUGGACGUUACAGGGAGACUCCGUACAUAACGCUCUUGAAAGUUUCUUCUGUGAUUAAUUUCUCUCAAGUGAAGAAAAAUAGUAAUGUGUCUGUGUUUUUUUUUUUUGUGAUUUCACUUUUAUAACGUAAAUGCACAGCUAAAUCAAUAUUAUUUAUUAACACUAUAAUACCCCCUCCAUCAAUGUGAUCUCCUCUUUUUCGAUUUCAUUUUGUUGUAGUUUUAAGUAAAGAGUUUCUUUCUUUUUUUUAUCUCCAGAAGAUUUGGAUUUUGAAUGAGAUAUGGGAAUAAUCAGCACAAUAUUGGGUACGAUUGGUUUCGGAUUCGGAACGACGAUCGGAAUCUUGAUCGGUUACUACUUGUUCAUCUAUCACCAAUCUACCGAUGUUCAGGAUCCUGAGAUAAAGCCAUUGAUGGAGUUAGAUUCAGAAGCUAUAGCAAAAAUGUUCCCUGAAAUACCUUUGUGGGUGAAAAAUCCAGAUUUUGAUCGUAUUGACUGGCUUAACAAGCUCAUUGGCUAUAUGUGGCCUUAUCUAGACAAGGCUAUUUCUAAUAUGGCAAAGUCUAUUGCAAAACCAAUUAUUGCUGAACAAAUUCCAAACUACAAAAUAGAUUCAGUUGAAUUUGAAAUGCUCACUUUGGGUUCACUACCACCAACUUUCCAAGGAAUGAAAGUUUAUGCAACUGAUGACAAAGAGCUAAUCAUGGAGUUGUCAGUAAAGUGGGCUGGGAAUCCCAAUAUACUUGUUGCAGCUAAAGCAUUUGGGUUAAAAGUCACUGUCCAGGUGGUUGAUUUGCAAGUCUAUGCUACACCAAGGAUUACUCUGAAACCAUUGGUUCCAUCCUUCCCUUGUUUUGCCAACAUAUUUGUCUCCCUUAUGGAUAAGCCACAAGUAGAUUUUGGACUGAAGCUACUAGGUGCAGAUGUAAUGGCAAUCCCUGGCUUGUACGGAUUUGUCCAGGAACUCAUUAAAGAUCAGGUUGCAAACAUGUACCUAUGGCCAAAGACUUUGUGUGUACAGAUAAUGGAUCCUUCUACUGCAAUGAAGAAGCCUGUUGGAUUGCUUAACGUGAACGUCAUAAAAGCAAUAAAGCUCAAGAAGAAAGACUUUCUCGGUGGAUCAGACCCUUAUGUGAAACUAACACUCUCUGGAGACAGAGUUCCUGGUAAAAAGACAGUUGUUAAACACAGCAAUCUAAACCCUGAAUGGAACGAAGAAUUCGAUUUAGUUGUCAAAGAUCCAGAGAACCAAGUAUUGCAUCUCAUUGUUUAUGACUGGGAACAGGUUGGUAAACAUGAUAAGAUAGGAAUGAAUGUGAUUCCACUUAAAGACCUAACUCCAGAGGAGCCAAAACUCAUUACACUCGAGCUGUUGAAAUCCAUGGAACCAAACGAGCCAGUUAGCGAGAAAUCGCGUGGACAGCUCGUGGUGGAAGUGGAGUAUAAACCCUUUAAAGAAGAUAACAUACCAGACAACUUAGACGAUCCAAAUGCGGUAGAGAAAGCACCAGAAGGAACGCCUUCAGGUGGUGGAUUGCUUGUGGUUAUUGUUCAUGAAGCUGAAGAUUUAGAAGGCAAAUACCACACUAAUCCUUACGUUCGUUUGCUGUUUAGAGGAGAAGAGCGUAAAACAAAGCGUGUGAAGAAGAACAGAGAGCCAAGAUGGGAUGAAGAUUUUCAGUUUCCGUUAGAUGAGCCUCCCAUAAACGAUAAGCUUCAUGUUGAAGUCAUAAGUACUUCUUCACGAAUGGGCUUGAUUCAGUCUAAGGAAGCUCUUGGGUACGUAGUGAUUAAUCUUGCUGAUGUGGUGAGUAAUCGGAGAAUCAACGAUAAGUAUCAUCUGAUUGAUUCCAAGAAUGGUCGGGUUCAGAUUGAGCUUCAGUGGAGAACUUCUUCUUGAGACCAGAGGUUUGGGUGUUUCUUCUCCUAGGGUUCAAGAAAGAACACUUGUUUGGUUUCGAGUUCCUUGCACUGUACGUAAAGUCUCUAGAUUAACUAUUGUUUUGCUGCUUGUUGCUAUCAUUUGAUUUUAAGCAUAAUGGGCUUAUAUAAACAUAAUGGACCAUAUGUUAACCAUAGUUCAAAUGAGUAUCAUGAAAAUUACCGGGCCAAUAAACGUUCUGAUUUAUCUUCCAUCUUACCGAAAAAAUGAGAAUAGCGAUCACGUUUAGGUUUUGCAAAUUCAUGUUUUUCGUUGAUGGUUUGCAGAGUUAUGGUUAUUAGUAUAAAGAUUAUUAUAUAAAUAUUUAAAAAAAAUUGAGAUGGAGUUAGUUAAUAAAGAAAAGUGGGAUGGUUAAUGGUUGGUGAAUAGUUGGUAGGAAGGGCAGGCAGAUGUAUUAAGCUUAACUUCUCAAGAUAUAAUGAUUUGGUUAGCUCAUAUCUUCCUCGCUUUCUCCUCUAUAUAUAUAUAUAUUUGGUUAAUUCCGCAAUUAUUUAUUCUAAUCUCCUCUUGAGCUGUUAUAUUUGCCUCUUGAGUUGUUUCUUUCAACAACGAAGCUACUGUCUGGUGUGAGUAUGAUUUGAUGAUGGGACAUUCAGUGACAUGGAGGAUCGUUAUUGGUUGAGUUAGUUAGAGUUAGGCACGUCCCUUUGGAGUUUGGACUCUCGUCGCCUAUGUUUCGUAAUCCUAAAGGAAUUGAGAAAGAAAAAGAAAAGAGUUUGAUAGUUAGGAAUCGUGCUGUAACACUAAGUGGCACGUUCUUGGUGAUAGUUGCCAAAUCCAAUGAUUAUAGAUUUCCAUUAUCGCAUAUCCAUAUUUAGCUAUAAUACAAAGUCUAUCUAUCUAUCCCGUAUGUCUUUUUGUACGCUUGUCGUAGACAAAUAAAACGAAGAGAUAGCAAUACAAACAUUCAUGACAUUUUGUGUAUUAUUCAAAAAUUCAAAAACCCGUGACAUAAAAAAG